Orycteropus afer afer is the source of this 1026-nucleotide messenger RNA. RefSeq names its product D-aspartate oxidase (gene DDO). The coding region runs from base 1 to 1026 and encodes 341 amino acids. NCBI's taxonomy places the organism in Eukaryota, Metazoa, Chordata, Mammalia, Tubulidentata, Orycteropodidae. The transcript has 4 exons. The record is from RefSeq and is a predicted model, not a curated record. Gene Ontology annotation, molecular function: D-amino-acid oxidase activity; FAD binding.
AUGGAUGCAGUGCGGGUUGCAGUUGUCGGAGCAGGCGUGAUUGGGCUCUCCACUGCACUGUGCGUUUCCAAACUGGUCCCAUGGAGCUCCAUCACAGUGAUCUCAGACAAAUUUUCUCCUGACACCACCAGUGAUGUCGCAGCAGGAAUGCUUAUUCCUCAUGCUUAUGCAGAUGCAUCCAUUCACAAGCAGAAACAAUGGUUUAGAGAGACCUUUGAUCACCUGUUCUCAAUCGCCAAUUCUGCAGAAGCUGGAGAUGCUGGUGUUCAUCUAGUAUCUGGUUGGCAGAUAUUUCGAAACCUUCCUACUGAAGAAGUACCAUUCUGGGCUGAUGUGGUUCUGGGAUUUCGAAAGAUGUCUGAGGCUGAGUUGAAGAAAUUCCCCCAACACGUGUUUGGCCAGGCUUUUACGACCUUGAAAUGUGAAGGCCCUGUUUACCUGCCCUGGUUGGAAAAAAGGGUAAAAGAAAGUGGAGGCCUGAUACUCAAGAGACGAAUAGAAGACCUGUGGGAGCUUCAUCCAUCCUUCGACAUUGUGGUCAACUGUUCAGGCCUUGGAAGCAGAGAGCUCAUGGGAGACUCAGAGAUUCUCCCUGUGAGGGGCCAAGUGCUCAAAGUUCAGGCUCCCUGGGUGAAGCAUUUUAUCCGAGAAGGCAGUGGGCUGACCUAUAUAUACCCAGGCGCAUCCAAUGUAACGUUGGGUGGAACUAGACAAAAAGGAGACUGGAAUCUGUCCCCAGACCCAGAAAUUAGCAGAGAUAUCCUUUCCCGAUGUUGUGCUCUUGAGUCCUCCCUGCAUGGAGCCUACGACAUGAAGGAAAAGGUGGGCUUGAGGCCAUUCAGGCCGGGAGUACGGCUGCAGAAAGAGCUUCUGGUUCAAGAUGUCAGGAGGCUGCCUGUUGUCCACCACUAUGGCCAUGGGAGUGGGGGCUUCUCUGUGCACUGGGGCACGGCUCUGGAGGCCACCAAGUUGGUGAAUGAGUGUGUCCAUGACCUGAGGACCUCUGCUCCCAAGGCAAAGCUGUAA